Vanderwaltozyma polyspora DSM 70294 is the source of this 1644-nucleotide messenger RNA. RefSeq lists its product as uncharacterized. The transcript has a single exon. Gene Ontology annotation, molecular function: ATP hydrolysis activity; ATP binding. Gene Ontology annotation, cellular component: mitochondrion. The coding region runs from base 1 to 1644 and encodes 547 amino acids. NCBI's taxonomy places the organism in Eukaryota, Fungi, Ascomycota, Saccharomycetes, Saccharomycetales, Saccharomycetaceae. The record is from RefSeq and is a predicted model, not a curated record.
AUGACGAUAUCAAAGGAUACUAAACUGGUGGUGAAAAUUGUUAAUGGACUUUUCAAAUCAUCGUUAGUCAAGAAUUCCAAACCAGUGUUCCCAAAUAAAAUACAGCAUUUUCAAAUAAAUCGUAAAGAAAAAUGGGUUAUAUGGGGACCUGCGAAAUCAUUAUUUGCUAAUGUACUAAGUAAUAAAUAUUUAAACGAUCCACCGACAUCAUUAAAAUAUGGAAAUAGUUGUAAUAAGCAUAAGAGUGGUGAUGCUGUAGGGUUUAAUGUCCAGCAGGUUCAAUUUAAAGGAGUCGAACCUACAGCUCAUCUAAGUGCAAGAUAUGAGUACUUCAAAGAUGAUUUUGAUAGAACAUGUAAGCAAUUUAUUCUAGACAAUGCCAUUGGUUCAAAUCAAGUUUCAUAUGAUGUAGUUACUACUUCCAGAAAAGUAAAUAUGGAAUUAUAUGAAACAUUAAUUGAAACAUUAAAAUUGAAAGAUUUGGAAGAUAGAUGGAUAAUGGGAUUAAGUAAUGGACAGAUGAGAAGAGCUCGUCUGGCACAUACUCUUUUAAAAGAACCUGAUUUAUUAAUUGUAGAUGAUCCAUUCUUAGGGCUGGAUUCAGAAGCGACUACAGUAAUAUCUGAAUUUCUCAGUAGUUACGAGGAGAAGCGCUUAAACAACUCAGGAUGCUCGGUGGUGAUUGGACUAAGAGUACAAGAUGAGAUACCUGAAUGGUGUACACAUAUUGUGUAUGUUACAGAAACUGGCAUUGAAUUCCAAGGUCCGAUUGGAGAAAAUAUUGAUAACAUCAUGAAAGUUAAACAAGAACUGAUUGUUAGUGAAAUUGAAAAUGAAAGUGAUGAAGACGAUAGAGCUUUACUUGAAAUAAUCAAAGGACAUUCAUUAUACGGUCUGGAUGAAGAAGUUAUAAAAAAGAUGCCGAAGGCGCUUGAAUUUAAAGGUGUCAGCGUUUCGUAUAAGGGCUGCAAGAUAUUAGAAGAUAUUAAUUGGGGUGUUGAGAUAGGAAGUAAAUGGCAAAUAGUUGGUCAUAACGGUAGUGGUAAGUCUACGUUAAUAUCGUUAAUCACAGCGGAUCAUCCACAAGGAUGGAAUUCCAGAAUAGUUGAGAAUGGGAUAGUUAGGAAGACGGGUAAGAGUAAUUAUUUUGAUAUCAAUAAGAAAAUCGGUAUGACGUCUCCAGAAUUGCAUUCUAUGGUGAUUAAGAAAUACGGUGAUGAGUUAAGGAUAAUUGAUUUAUUAAGCAGUGGUAAACAUGACGAUUCAUCUAGUAAUUUUACUAAGAACUGGGAUAAGAUGGGAGAGGAUGAGGCCACAGAUGUGGUUAGAUAUAUUGAAUAUUUCAAAGUUGGAGAGAUGUUGAAUGAAAGAGGAUUGAAGGUAGAGAGUAAGUUCAAUGAGUUGAGUGUUAGUGAACAAAAAUAUAUAUUGUUCAUUCGAAGUUUAAUGAAGAGGCCUGAGAUAUUGAUACUUGAUGAAGCGUUUUCUGGGAUGGAGAGUAAACACAUGAACAAAUGUUUUAAAGCGUUAAGUGUGUGGCCUGGUACAGUGUUGGUGAUAUCACACAUUGAUAGAGAGACACCUAAAGCGUGUAUAACGAACACAAUAACGUUAGUAUCGCCAGGUGAGUACAAAGUAGAGUGA